Molecule: messenger RNA, 1145 nt
Organism: Melanotaenia boesemani (Boeseman's rainbowfish)
Lineage: Eukaryota; Metazoa; Chordata; Actinopteri; Atheriniformes; Melanotaeniidae
Gene: ntaq1
Product: WDYHV motif containing 1
Exons: 6
Coding region: 115-711 (198 amino acids)
Cellular component (GO): nucleus; cytosol
Molecular function (GO): protein-N-terminal glutamine amidohydrolase activity; protein-N-terminal asparagine amidohydrolase activity
Source: RefSeq, a predicted model, not a curated record
AAGAAGAUAAAAUCACACCGGGACGCGAAAAUUGCGUUUAUACCAGCUGUUACUGGUAAAUACGGUCGGAAACUCAGAUUUUAUGCCGCACAGACAUGCACUCAGACAUACAGCAUGACAGUUUAUUGUGAAGAAAAUGUUUGGAAGCUCUGUGAGUAUGUCAGAACAGAGAGAACGGCUCCACUGGAACAGCUGUGCGUGGUUUUCAUCUCUAAUGACAAGCGAAUGGUUCCUCUUUGGAAACAGAAGUCCGGCCAUGGAGACCAGCCAGUCAUCUGGGACUACCAUGUGGUUCUGAUCCAGGUGGGUCUUCAGUCAGACUCUCUGGUUUAUGAUCUAGACUCUGAGCUGCCGUUUCCCUGCAGUCUGCGACUGUACGCCGCCCAGGCUUUCCGCUCUGACCACUUCAUCAGACCUGAGUUUCACAGGAAGUUACGAGUGAUUCCUGCAGAUAGCUUCCUAUUGAACUUUGCAUCCGAUCGAUCUCACAUGAGGAACUCUGACGGAACCUGGAAGAUGCCCCCACCCUCCUACCCCCCAAUACGCACAGCAGAGUGUCAGAUGAACCUGGAUGACUUCAUCAGUAUGAACCCUGCUAUUGGCUGGGGCACAGUCUUCAGCCUGGACCAGUUCCUGCAUAGAUACAUAGGAAAUCCUGCCUCAUCUUCAUCAUUGUCUUCAUCAUCCUCAUCAGCAGCGGUGUCUCGGUAGUUGUAAUUUUAUCGCUUCAGACGAUCCUGUCCAGUAAAAGACAAAUAUUGAUGAACUCUUGACUGGAGAACAUUGUGACAUCACAGUGACCCCUUUCACACCAGCAAGUGGAGUUCAGAGGGAGCAGAAAUGUGAAUAUUGUGGGUGUUUGGUCUGCUGAGCCUCUGAUAAAUAUAUUCAUUCAUCAGUUUCCGAUUUGACAUCAGAACAAUGACAUUAAUGGGCAGCAGAAUCUUAAAUGUUAUUUUGUUUGUAUAAAGUUCACUGAGCAAUAAAGACGUUUCCUGCCACCUUUGUGCAUCCUGACUUAACUGUUCCAACACUGAAGACGACCAAUUUAAAGAGCAACUGUCUAAGUUUAAAACUAAAUUAAUGGAAUUUUAAUUAUCAUUGUGAACUGUUUGCUGGAGACCUAUAAAAUAUUUUUCAUUUUA